Molecule: messenger RNA, 1536 nt
Organism: Salvelinus fontinalis (brook trout)
Lineage: Eukaryota; Metazoa; Chordata; Actinopteri; Salmoniformes; Salmonidae
Gene: nop58
Product: NOP58 ribonucleoprotein homolog (yeast)
Cellular component (GO): box C/D methylation guide snoRNP complex; small-subunit processome
Molecular function (GO): snoRNA binding
Source: RefSeq, a predicted model, not a curated record
AUGUUGGAGAGAGGACGUGCUUCCGGGUGAGGCACACAGAUCACCGCGUGGAACACUUCUCUAUUGGAACUGCGACUAGCGAAGGAUCACUAGGAGAGAGUUUUGUUUCGGGUUUAAACGGUGAAAAAGCGUCAGAGAUGCUUGUUUUAUUUGAAACCGCUGCUGGUUAUGCAAUAUUUAAAGUCCUAGAUGAGUCAAAACUCCAAGAGGUGGACAGUUUAUGGAAGGAGUUCGAGACGCCGGAGAAGGCCAACAAAGUAGUGAAGUUGAAGCAUUUUGAGAAGUUCCAGGACACAACAGAGGCUUUGGCAGCGGCCACUGCCAUGACGGAAGGGAAGAUGGGGAAGAGUCUGAAGAAGAUCCUGAAGAAAGUGGUGGCUAAAGAAGCUCAUGAACAGCUGGCCAUCAGCGACGCUAAGCUGGGGGGCGUCAUCAAGGAGAAGUUGAACCUGAGCUGUGUCCACAGCCCUGCGGUGGCAGAGCUGAUGAGAGGCAUCAGGACACAGAUGGAGGCCCUGAUCACUGGGCUGCCCCCCCGGGAGAUCAGCGCCAUGUCUCUGGGACUGGCUCACAGUUUGUCCCGUUACAAGCUGAAGUUCAGCCCUGACAAAGUGGAUACCAUGAUAGUUCAAGCUAUCUAUCUCCAGGAUGCUGGCAGCCAAAGCAUCUCUGGCGAUCCGCUACGAUGCCCUGGGAGAGGACACAAACGCUGAGAUGGGAGUGGAGAACCGCGCCAAGCUGGAGGCCAGACUACGCCACCUAGAGGAGAAGGGAAUCAGAAGAAUCAGUGGAACAGGUAAAGCCAUGGCGAAGUCUGACAAAUACCAACACAAGAGUGACGUGAAGGUGUACGACCCCUCCGGAGACUCCACCCUCCCCUCUGUUUCCAAGAAGAGGAAGUUUGAGGAAGUGGAGGAGGAAGAGGUGGCCACACCGGUGACAGUCAAAACCAAGAAACCCAAGAAAGAACCUGUGGAAGAACCAGAGGCGUCAACGGCAGCAGAAGAAACUCCCAAGAAGAAGAAAAAGAAGUCCAAGAAAGCCGAGGCGAUGGACGUAAAGGAAGAGGAAGAGGAGACCGUCUCUCCCACAGAGGAAUCGUCAAAGAAGAAGAAAAAGAAGAAAAAGGUCAAGGAGGAAGAGGGAGAAUGAUCUGGUCGGGGAGAAACUGUAUUAUAUUAGGACUUUUAGUUGUCGUUGUAUCUACCAGGGCCGGACUGACUCAUGUAUCAGCCGUUUUAAAGACCAGAGAACUCGAGACGGAGGUUAUUUCAGCAGCUGAUCCGUUAGGAUGAGGAAUGACACUUGACGAUGGCGUAUAAAUCCUCCUGUUUGAUUGGAGUUGAAGAUGAACCUGUUAGUUUACUGGAACCUUCUAUUAAUAACCAGUUAAAAACCAAUAGACUGUAUAUAAUAUCAGGUAUCAAUGUUCCUGUUGAAACACUUUCUCCACUGGUUUAACAUCGUGCCUUUUUUAAAGCUGUCUGUUUCCCACAAGUCUUUGUCCAGAAGUGAUUAAAUCCAUUUUCUCAGUCA